CAGGACAUAACAUGGCUAACUACUAGAAGCAAGUCUUGAAGAUUCUGUAUGGUCUUACUGUCACUUUCCAGUAUUACUGGGGUGGUGGGGGAAAAGAUCUCCUGUUGCCCAGAUACUUGUGUUUUUUCUUUAACUGAGAAGCUCCUGGAGAAAUGAGUUGGAUCAUAAAACCUUUUUGAGCUAUUGUUCUAAUGAAAUGAAAGGGCUCACCACUUUGUACAAUUCACUCAUAAACUAAUAUGGUAGCGAAUAUUGAUUUUUAUCUAAUCUUCAGAGAAUUGUGCAAAGACACUGGCAAUUCUAGAUAGCACAUCUACUUUUUUUCAGAAAUCCAAAAAUUAUUUGCCUCCUACUGCUUUUCAGCUGUUGAUUCAAAACAUCACAUCUGUGUCAUGUUUUGCAAUAUGCAAUAGAUAGUUCUCAUCUGCGAUGACCUAGACCAAGCUGCAAAUCAGAUUUUUCAGUGACUGUAACAGCUGUGUCGACUUGACUGUAUGCUGAUGACUGAGUCUUCCUGUUAGCAUCAGAUUGUUAAUCUUUGGAGGCUGUUGUAUUGUAGAGACGCAUGUCAUAAUCUUGCUGACUUUUUACUGAAGGCCUCCAGCUGCAAAAAUUCAUUUUGAGUACUUGAGACUUUCUGCCUGUUCUGAAGUAAUGAAUGGAUUUGAUCUUGGACAACCUGCUGCUCAGAUUGCUGCUAAAAUUGGAGAUAUUCCUCACUUGAAUAAUUCCACGCCACUGGUGGACCCCUCUGUCUAUGGUUAUGGAGUACAAAAAAGGCCACUGGAUGAUGGAGGUCUCCGUUUAAGUGGGCUCCAUGGAGCACAGAUAAGAGAUACAGAGAGAAUAGGUAACCAGUUAGGGGCCCUGGUACAUCAAAGGACAGUAAUAACAGAAGAAUUCAAAGUGCCUGAUAAAAUGGUUGGAUUUAUAAUUGGCAGGGGCGGUGAGCAGAUCUCAAGGAUCCAGGCAGAGUCUGGCUGCAAAAUUCAGAUUGCUCCAGACAGCGGUGGGAUGCCGGAGAGACCCUGCGUGCUCACCGGAACGCCAGAGAGCAUUGAACAAGCAAAGAGGCUACUGGGACAGAUAGUAGAUCGCUGUCGGAAUGGACCUGGCUUUCACAACGAUGUUGAUGGCAACAGUACAAUCCAGGAGAUUCUGAUUCCAGCAUCCAAAGUGGGUCUAGUCAUUGGCAAAGGAGGCGAAACAAUAAAACAGUUGCAGGAGCGGACAGGAGUGAAAAUGGUUAUGAUCCAAGAUGGUCCGUUACCAACUGGAGCAGAUAAACCUCUGCGUAUUACUGGGGAUGCUUUUAAAGUACAGCAAGCAAGGGAAAUGGUACUGGAGAUCAUCCGAGAGAAAGAUCAGGCAGAUUUCCGAGGCGUACGGAGUGAUUUCAGCUCUAGAAUGGGAGGAGGCAGCAUAGAGGUCUCUGUGCCCAGGUUUGCUGUUGGAAUUGUAAUAGGAAGAAAUGGAGAAAUGAUCAAAAAAAUUCAGAACGAUGCUGGCGUUAGGAUUCAGUUUAAACCAGAUGAUGGGAUUAGUCCUGAAAGAGUCGCACAGGUCAUGGGCCUUCCUGAUCGGUGUCAGCAUGCAGCUCAUAUCAUCAAUGAACUGAUUCUCACGGCACAGGAACGAGAUGGCUUUGGAAGUUUGGCAGUAGCCCGGGGAAGAGGUCGUGGUCGUGGGGACUGGAGUGUUGGGACACCUGGCGGCAUGCAGGAAAUAACCUAUACGGUGCCAGCUGAUAAGUGUGGCCUUGUUAUAGGCAAAGGUGGAGAGAAUAUCAAAAGCAUAAACCAGCAAUCAGGAGCCCACGUGGAGCUGCAAAGAAAUCCACCUCCCAAUACAGACCCUAGCGUACGAAUAUUCACCAUAAGAGGAGUCCCCCAACAAAUUGAGCUUGCUAGACAUCUCAUAGAUGAGAAAGUUGGUGGUACCAGCAUGGGUGGACCUGGUGGCUUUGGUCAAAAUCCUUUCAACCAAGCACCUGCUACACCUCAUCAAAAUGGUCCUCAGGCAUUCAUGACACAGGGUUGGAGCAGCACCUACCAGACGUGGCAACAGCCUGGACAGCAAGUCCCAAAUCACAAUGGUACCCAGUCAGGCCAGGUGGAGUUCACCAAGGCGUGGGAGGAUUAUUAUAAGAAACUAGGCCAACAGAGCCAGCAGCAGAACAGCCAGCCUGAUUACAGCAAGGCGUGGGAGGAGUAUUACAAAAAACAGAGUCACGCUGCCAGUGCUGCUUCUCAGGCAAGUUCCCAGCCGGACUACACAAUGGCUUGGGCAGAGUAUUACAGACAGCAGGCUGCCUACUAUGGGCAGACACUAGGGCAAGCUCAGGCCCACAGCCAGGAGCAGUAGAACAAUGUCCUUGUGGCAAUUUUUUUUUUUCUUGGAAUCAUUGUGGAAGAAAACCUUUUUGUAACAGAGGUUUCUAGAUUUGCAACAUUUUGAUGAAGACUUUUCUGUUUGUUUGUGAAACACUAGUUGUAGGAUAAUCUAUACUGAACUUUUCUAAGAAUCAGGAACAAUUAGUAAUGUACUAAACUUAUGGACAUGCUGGUAAUUUUUUGGUUUCCAAAUUUGUAAAAACUCCGGGAUUCCUUUUGGAAAGAAGCCAGAGCAUUACAGGCACCAAAACGCACCCCAGAGCUGUGACAUUUCAACAUGUGGUUUUUUGUGUGUUUUUUUUUCUUUUUAAUUUUCAAUCUUUUCUGUUGCAACAGAAAGAGUGGCUUGGAAGUCUUAGGUGGUAUGUAACAAAUCCUUAAAAAAAAAUUUUAAACAGUAUUUAAAUAUUCUUAAAUAUGUAAAUUCAUUAAAUGUUUUACUUCUAAUUUCUUGUAUCUUGGCUGUCUUUGAUUUUAUUGCAUUUUUUUAAAAAACUGAACUAUCGUAUGUAUUGUAAUUAAUUAAUUAUGUGAAUUCUGUAUUGAGACAGUUACUGUUUUGCUGUCAGGCAAGGUAUGGGGGGAGGUAUUUUGUAGGGUUUGUAUAAUUUCUAGAGUUCUAAAGGGUAAUAUAAAAUGUGAUAAUUUUUUUAGCAAUACAUUUUUCAUGUCUCCAUUGCUGGUUGCAUUUAUGUAUCUAAGACCUCCAAGCUUGUUUAAAAAAACAAAAAACCCUUCCUCUAUGCUCUCAGAAAUAUAAAUACUGUUAUUUUUAAUAUUAAAAUGAAUCUGCUAUUAGUACCUUUAACAAACACUGUGGAACAUUAAACCAUAUAAAAGGUAGUAACUAUUUUUUAAUUCCAAGGUGUUUUUUGCUUUUUUCAUUUUUCUUUUUAAAUAUUUUCUUAUCUAAUAUUUGUCAAAUUACCUAGAGAAAUAAAUGAAUCUAGUAUUAACCACAGUAUGCGCUAAAUAAUUUUGAUUUAAUAAAAGGGAUAUGAUUUCCAAUGUUUACUGUAGUGUUUCUUGUACAGAUAACUGUAUUUUUAAAGGAAAAAAACGGAAUUGAAGCUAUUUUUUCUUGCAUUUUUAAUUGAUCUGCGGGACAUUCCGUUUUGAAAUGUACUGAAGUUACUGUUCUUGGGUUCUUUACUUAUUUUUUUCCUUAUAAUGCUUGAAAUGUCUAACUAUAAAAAAAAAUGCCAUUGGAUAAUGUUGAGCAUGAUGUUAAAGUGUUCUUUUUAUUUGACUGACAGUUGCAUUUUACACUCUAUAUAAUAAAAUUUCCACAAGAUGUCUUGUGGGUGAAGUA
Pelodiscus sinensis (Chinese soft-shelled turtle) is the source of this 3705-nucleotide messenger RNA. Lineage: Eukaryota; Metazoa; Chordata; Testudines; Trionychidae. The record is from RefSeq and is a predicted model, not a curated record.